UGUACCCCCAUUUCGGGAGCUAACCUAUAAUUUGUAACUUGUCAAAACAUUAAAUAUAAAAUUAUCUUUGAUUAUAUUCAAAGUGUCACAUGGAUAAAAAGCUGAUGCUUUAACAGUUCAUUUAUAUUUUGUUGCAUUAAAACUAUGCGCCACAAAAUAUGCAUGGUCUCAGACUUUUUCUUCCCCAACAUGGGCGGGGUCGAGGAACACAUUUAUAAUCUAUCACAGUGCCUCAUCCUGAAAGGCCACAAAGUCAUUAUAAUCACCCACAGUUACAACGACCGCGUAGGUGUCCGUUAUUUAACCAACGGUCUUAAGGUGUACUAUCUCCCCAUAAAAGUUUUCUACAAUCAAUGCAUUCUCCCCACAAUGAUCGGCAACAUCCCACUAUUAAGGUACAUUUUGCUCCGCGAACAAAUCGAAAUUAUACACGGCCAUUCGUCCUUCUCGGCUUUGGCGCACGAAGCCAUGCUCAUUGGCAGUCUUUUGGGUCUUAAAACAGUAUUCACAGACCACAGUUUGUUCGGAUUCGCCGACGUGACUGCGGUAAUUGCCAAUAUGUUUCUCCAAAUAUCAUUGUCAGGGUGCAAUCACUGCAUAUGUGUUUCACAUACUGGCAAAGAAAACACUGUCCUGAGGGCCAGUGUGCCUAGUGAAAGAGUUUCUGUUAUUCCCAACGCUGUCGACACCUUCUGCUUCACACCAGAUCCGACGCAAAGGAAUAAAUCACAAAUUACCAUUGUUAUUGUUUCAAGACUGGUGUACAGGAAAGGUGUUGAUUUGACUGCUCAAAUUAUUGGGGACCUGUGUCUAAAAUAUAAGGAAAUCAACUUUUUAAUAGCUGGUGAUGGACCAAAAAGAUGGUUGUUAGAAGAAGUACGUGAAAAGGAGGGUCUUCAAGAUCGCGUGACUUUGCUAGGCAGUCUUGAACAUUCCCAAGUCAGAAACGUUUUAAUCAGAGGCGACAUAUUCUUAAACACCUCAUUAACUGAAGCUUAUUGUAUGGCGAUAGUUGAAGCUGUUUCAUGCGGUUUACAGGUCGUUUCAACAAAAGUAGGUGGAAUUCCGGAAGUUUUACCAAGUGAUUUAAUCUAUCUGACUGAACCAACAGUUCCGUCAUUAUUGGAAGGUUUAGAAACGGCGAUAAAUGAUUUAAAAACCGGCAAUGUUGUAUGUCCGUUUGAGUGUAACAAAAGAGUUAGACAGUAUUAUAAUUGGGAGAACGUUUCGGAUCGUACUGAAAUUGUUUAUCAACGGGUUUCGCAUGAACCGAAAAAGGAUUUAAAAGCACAAUUGAAAAGUUAUUUGCCCAGCGGAGUUUGGCCGUAUCUUUUGGUCGUUUCUUUAGCGUAUAUAAUUGUUCAGAUUUACGAGUUUUUUGUGCCGAGAUUCGAAAUUGACAUAGCCAAAGAUUAUGAUUAUAAAUCUGCCAGAAAAAAUAAAACAAAAUGAAUUUUAUAUAUAAAUAAAUGUUUUCUAUAAAUUAA
Molecule: messenger RNA, 1487 nt
Organism: Aethina tumida (small hive beetle)
Lineage: Eukaryota; Metazoa; Arthropoda; Insecta; Coleoptera; Nitidulidae
Gene: PIG-A
Product: phosphatidylinositol N-acetylglucosaminyltransferase subunit A
Exons: 6
Coding region: 145-1452 (435 amino acids)
Biological process (GO): GPI anchor biosynthetic process
Cellular component (GO): glycosylphosphatidylinositol-N-acetylglucosaminyltransferase (GPI-GnT) complex
Molecular function (GO): phosphatidylinositol N-acetylglucosaminyltransferase activity
Source: RefSeq, a predicted model, not a curated record